Molecule: messenger RNA, 2615 nt
Organism: Sphaerodactylus townsendi
Lineage: Eukaryota; Metazoa; Chordata; Lepidosauria; Squamata; Sphaerodactylidae
Product: alcohol dehydrogenase 1-like
Exons: 9
Coding region: 669-1799 (376 amino acids)
Biological process (GO): retinoic acid metabolic process; retinol metabolic process
Cellular component (GO): cytosol
Molecular function (GO): zinc ion binding; all-trans-retinol dehydrogenase (NAD+) activity
Source: RefSeq, a predicted model, not a curated record
CAAAAACUUUGCUACUUUUGGGGGAUGCCUUAUAUUUCGCACUUCAGCAAAACCUCUACUACGUCUUAUUUUCAGGGGAUGUCUUAUAUUUGGGGAAACAGGGUAGAUUGAAAAGAUAGGGAGAUACAAUAUGUCUUUGCCUGACCCCUUUGCUAAUUGGAAACCAUUCUGUUUCUCCUAACAGUAGCCUCUUAUCCAGAUACAGAUUGCACAUCAAUGGUAAACCACUUCUGACCAGGCCUUACCUCGAAACCUCUACAAUGAGACUGUGUGAUUAUGCACUAUUAACUGAGAGGGACAGUCUGGAUCAGAGGCAUUUUUUCUACCUAGUAAAUAUAAGUUGUUAAUAAGAAAGACUGAAUGAAUGACUUUAAAAAGUCUUCUGACAGUUGACAGUGGGUAAAUUAGAUGCCCGAUCGUUCAAGAGAACAUUAACUUAAUCCAAACAGCUGGGAAGUGACCUUUGGCAGUAAAGGACUUCAUCAGAUUUGCAGACUGGCCACCCCCUUUUACAGCUGGCCUAUCAAAAUUUAUACCUUGUGUGUGUCUGUGUCUGUUGUACAGAGGGGAGUGGCCUAUGUACCUCUGUGCCUAUAUGCUGUUACCAGAGCCAAAGUGAAGAAGAAGAGGAGACGUUUGCAAAAGAGUUUGGCAAGGAAUCCUGACACAUGGCAACUGCAGGGAAGGUGAUUAAAUGCAGAGCUGCAGUCAUCUGGGAAGCAGGCCAAAUGCCUUCUCUUGAAGAGGUAGAGGUGGCACCACCAAGAGCCCAUGAGAUUCGAGUGAAGAUAGUGGCCACCGGGAUCUGUCGGACAGAUGACAAUGUACGAGCAGGUGUUUUUCCUAACAUCGACUACCCAGUUAUUGCAGGCCAUGAAGCAGCUGGUAUUGUUGAAAGUGUUGGGCCCAAAGUCACAUGUGUAACGCCAGGUGACAAAGUCAUUCCUUUAUGUCUUGCCCAGUGUGGAGAAUGCACCUCCUGUCUGAAUCCUAAAACAAAUUUUUGCCUCAAAAUCCACUUCUUUCAAUCUCAAAACCUGAUGCCGGACAAAACAAGCCGAUUUACCUGCAAAGGGAAGCAAGUUUACCACUUUCUGUGGACAAGCACCUUCUCUGAAUACACAGUUAUGCCAGAAGCUUCCAUUGCAAAGAUUGACAAUGCUGCUCCUCUGGAGAAAGUCUGUCUGUUUGGCUGCGGGUUUUCUACUGGCUAUGGGGCUGCCAUCAAUUCAGCCAAGGUUGAGCCGGGUUCUACCUGUGCCAUCUUUGGCUUGGGUGGUGUUGGUCUGUCCAUUAUCAUGGGCUGCAAAACAGCAGGGGCAUCCAGAAUUAUUGGGAUUGACAUCAACAAAGAAAAAUUUGCUAAAGCAAAAGAGUUAGGAGCCACCGAGUGUAUCUCUCCGAAUGAUUUCAACAAACCCAUUGAGAAGGUGCUUGUGGAGAUGACCGGUCUUGGUGUGGACUAUUCAUUUGAAGCAAUCGGGCAUAUUGACACACAGGUAGCUGCCCUGACCUCUUCCCGCUUGGAUUCUGGAACCUGCGUCCUGGUAGGGGAGCCUCCUUCAGGAUUGGAGCUGAGUUUCGCCCCUGAACUGAUCCUCUGCGGGAGGAAACUGAUAGGGUCCUUACUUGGAGGUUGGAAGUCAAAAGAAGCUCUCCCCAAACUGAUUUCUGAUUAUCUGAACAAGAAAUGUAAUCCAGAUGCUUUAAUAAGUCACACAUUACCCUUCGAGAAAAUAACUGAAGGCUUUGAGCUUCUGCAUGCAGGUAAAAGUAUUCGCUGCAUCUUGAUGUUCUAAAGUUCCAACAGCAACCAGUCACUGGGGCUUCAGCUCAAGAUAGUGUCUCAUUCUUCAGAUCCUUCACAUACCUGCCUAAAUUUUGCAGUCAUUGACCCUUGCAAAAUUCCAACUAAUACCAACAUAUUUUAACACUGAAACUGUUAACUUUUACAGCCAAAAAGAGAGCAAGACUCAGUAGCAUCUUAGAGCCCAAUAAGAUUUUUGUCAGAAAGAAGCACUUUGUAUAUCAGCUGUAACUGUAAGGACCUUUGAUGGAACAUGUUUGCUACACGUUUGUCAUGAUUAGUCAAUCACACACCACCUCACCAUCACCUGCUUCAGUGAACCACAGGACAAGAAAGGGAGGACCAUGAACCCCUUUCUGCACUUGUAAGCCUCCCUGUACCCACAUACAUCAGCCCUUGUUCCCCUAGACAGAAUCUGGACAUGAGGGCAAUCUGGCUGUGACAUCUGCCAUCCCAUUGAUUGCCAGGGGUGAUCUGACUGGGUUAGGCUAUUGAACAAUAAAACAUAAAACAGGAAGACCUUAAGUGGUGUAUUAUUCUUGACCCAUAGACAGUGCAGAUAGAGGGACAGGAACUGGCAGACCUCCCUCAAGCAUCAUGAAGACUUGGUAAGGAGGAAGAGCCUGAACUGUACAUAUUUGAUGUUCAAAGCUCAGAGGUGGUGUGGCCUCACCCAUAAAUUCAGGGAUGCACAAACAAGAGGUGCCCUGACUCUUCUGCAUUGGACCAAUCGCUUGCACUAUAAAUGGGUCUGAAAUUGAUUUUGGCUCAUGGGUAUAGCAGAUACUCUUUGAUCCAUGUAAAUAAA